Entrophospora sp. SA101 is the source of this 5669-nucleotide messenger RNA. NCBI's taxonomy places the organism in Eukaryota, Fungi, Glomeromycota, Glomeromycetes, Entrophosporales, Entrophosporaceae. The record is from the annotation of a GenBank genome assembly.
CUACCUUUGCUUGGAGUCCUGGCCAAAAUUCUCCUAUAAUUGCAACUGGAACCGUAGCUGGUGCUCUUGAUGCUUCCUUUUCAAAUACAACAGAAUUAGAACUUUUUCACCUUAAUUUAGAUCAAAAUGAUUCAAGUUUUAAUUUACAACAACCUUCUGGCUUAGUUACCAGUAAUGCAAGAUUUGAUCGUUUAGCAUGGGGGAUUGCUGCUGAUAAACCUUAUGGAAUUAUUGCCGGUGGGAUGGAAAAUGGUGAAUUGGAUUUAUGGGAUCCGUCAAUUAUUUUAGAGGGUGGCGAUUCUGAAAAGGCAUUAAUACUAAGGAAUAAUGCUCAUACCGGAAAUGUUCGUGGUUUAGCUUUUAAUAAUUUUCAAAGUAAUUUAUUGGCAUCAGGUGCAACUAAUGGCGAAGUAUUUAUUUGGGAUCUUACAAAACCAGACAAACCCUAUACCCCUGGAACCAGAUCAAAAUAUCUUGAAGAAAUAUCUCACCUUGCUUGGAAUAAUCAAGUACAACAUAUUUUAGCAACAUCUUCAAACACUGGUUGUACUGUAGUGUGGGAUUUGAAAUUUAAACGUGAAGUUACAACAUUAUCAUAUUCAGUUCCUGAUUCAGCCGUUGGAUUAAGUGGUGGAGUUGGUAGAAGAGGUGCUACAGCUGUAGCUUGGAAUCCUGAUUUGGCUACACAAAUUAUAGUAGCAUCAGAAGAUGAUAACAAUCCUGUGAUAGUUGUUUGGGAUCUUCGUAAUGCAAGAGCUCCUGAAAAAAUAUUGGUUGGUCAUCAAAGAGGUGUUUUGUCACUUUCUUGGUGUAAAAAAGAUUCAGAUUUGCUACUUUCUUGUGGUAAAGAUAAUAGGACACUAUGUUGGAAUCCAAGAACUCUUGAAAUAUUGGGAGAGCUUCCUCCAAGUUCAAAUUGGUAUUUUGAUGUACAAUUUUGUCCUACAAAUCCUGAUUUAUUGGCUACAGCUUCUUUUGAUGGAAAGAUUAGUGUUCAUUCUUUACAAUCAGGACGUAAUCAGAAUGAAACCUAUUCAAUAGAUAGUAAUGAUCCAUUUUCACAAAUCGCAAGAGAUAAUGAGCCAUCGCUUACUCUUAAACUACCUCCCAAAUGGUUAAGGCGUCCAAUUGGUGUAUCGUUUGGAUUUGGUGGAAAAUUAAUAUCAUUCAAUAAUAAGACUGCAACAAAAAAAGGUGUCGUAGCUAUUUCAAAUAUAGUUUCAGAACCUGAAGUUGCUAAAAGUUCUGAUGAAUUGGAAAAUUCUGUGGAGGCAAAAACCUUAGAUGUUUUUUGUGAAAAACGUGAAAAACAAGCAACCAGUGAGUUUGAAUCUGAAAAUUGGAGAAUUCUUUAUACAAUGUUUAAUGAAAAUGAAAAUGCUAGAGAACUAUUGGUUAAAAAUCUUGGUUUCUCAAAAGAAGAUAUUGUUGCAAAAAUUUCAGAUGCAUUAAAAGCUAUGAAUCUGAAAGAUCACACUGAAUCAGAUAUCAUUGAUUACAAUAAAAAACAAAAAAAUGUUAAUGAUAAUGAUAAAGCUUCCAAAUUUUUUAGUCCAGAUGUUAUAAAUAGUGAUCCAUUUCCUAUUACAAAUACUGACGACCCCACUUCGAUACUUGCUGUUACGUCGUCAUCACCAAUACCAAAAAACUUGGGUGCCUUCAAAAUUUAUCCAACACAAGAAUCUGAUGUUGACAAACUUAUCACUAGAUCCAUUGUACUCGGUGACUUUGAAUCAGCUGUCAAAUUGUGUCUUGAGGCUGAUAGAUUGUCCGAUGCUUUGAUUUUAGCUGGUUGUGGUGGUCCUGAACUUUUACAACAUACUCGUAAAAUAUAUUUUGAAAAACAUGCAUCCACUAUUCCUUAUUUACGUCUUCUUCAAAGUAUAGUUUCAGGUGAUUUAUCAGACAUUGUACUAAACGCAGACCUCUCUGAAUGGCAAGAAGUUGUUGUGGUACUGUGUACUUUUGCUCGAUCUGAGGAGUUCGGAGGAUUGUGUAAUGCACUAGGUCAAAGACUUGAAAAGGAAUAUCACAAAUUGACAAAUUAUUCAGCAACCAAUGAAAUGAAAGCACAAGGAUCAGAAUAUAGAAGAAAUGCAGUUUUAUGUUAUCUGGCAGCAGGAAAUUUAGAAAAUGUGGUUAACAUUUGGAUUGCUGAACAAGAGGAGGAGGAACAAAGUUUACUUGAGAAAGCCACUCAAAAUUUAUCAUCAUCGUCAGAACUCCCAAGUCCUUCCUCUAAAUUCUUUUAUCAUGCAAAAUCUUUACAGAGUUUAAUUGAAAAGGUUACCGUGUUUCGUAAAGCAAUUGAUUAUGUUGAUUCAGAUUUGAUUCAAAAUUUGGAUGGAUCAGUAGAUUUAAAUCAACAACAACCACAUCGCCAUUAUAAACUAGCUCCUUUAUAUGACAAGUAUACCGAAUAUGCUGAAAUAUUAAUAUCUCAAGGACGAUUAACCACUGCACUCAAAUAUUUAAAUUUAACACCAAUAGAUUAUAAAAAAUCCAAUAUUAAUAAAAUCGAUUCUUUGGCUGUGGUUAGAGAUCGUUUAUAUAAAUCUGGAGUUGAUGUUGGUGGAACUAAAGCACCACCAUUUCCAUUUGAAGAGAAACACGUUGUUGGUGAAGCUGCACAACAACCUUACUUUAAUCAAUACAAUUAUAAUCAACAACCUGUAGCUCCAAAUGUGCCUCCUUAUCAACAAACUCAACAAACGCCAUAUAACAAUAAUCCAUAUGCUCCACAAUAUAAUUCACCAAUUCAAAAUCAAACUAAUACUGGUUAUCCGUAUCAGCAGCCAGUUUAUCCUGCAUAUAAUCAACCUCAAUAUCAAGAUUCCGCUACGACUACUACCAAUACAAGUUUUAUCCCACCACCUCCGCAACCUUUUGCAAACCCUAAUGUUCAGAAUCAAAACUCACCAACAGAUAUUACUCCUGCUGCAAACAAAAAAAACCUUGCCAAUUGGAAUGAUCCACCUGUUGUUCCAUCAUCUCAACUUGCCAAAAAAACUAAUCAAACUCAAGUUAAUAAACUAACUCCAAUUACAACCCCGUUCCAAAACCAAAAUACAUUUGUACCACAAGGUAUGAGGCAACAGCAUCAAUACCAACAAGAGCAACAACAGCAACAAAAAUUUGCUCCACCAUCUUCCAAACCUUCUCCAUUAUUAAACGAUUCUAUAUCCGGUAUUACUAUUAAAGUAAUUGGAAGUAACAAAAAAAUAAAUGAUAAGGGCAAAGCAGUUUUAGCAUUUGUGAUAAUUGUUGGUAAAUCAAAAGUGGUGGAUGGUAAAAUUGUUGAUAUGGAGAAAGAAUUAUGGAGAAUUGAAAAAUUAUAUUCUGAUUUCUUGGGGUUAGAUAGUAAGUUGAAACAAAAGCAGCACAAAAGUGUUACACAAAAAAUUGGCAAAUUACCUGAUAAAACUCUUUUUAGUAAUAAUGCUCCAAGUAAGGUUGAUCAAAGAAAGUUGGCUUUGGAACAAUAUUUGCUACAUGUAAUUUCUUUAAAUUUAAGCGAUUCUAAAGAUUUAUAUGAUUUUCUAAGUUCAAACUUACCUGGACGUAAAGAAGGUUAUCUUACCAAGAAAGGCAAAAGUUUUGGUGGUUGGAAAAGUAGAUAUUUUGUAUUAAAUAGUCCGCUUUUAGAAUAUUAUGAAAGUAAAGAGGGUAGUCAACUUGGGUUUAUUCGUUUAACCAAUGCACAAAUUGGUAGACAAAGUAAUGCAAAUAGUGAAUCAGAUAAAGAUGGUGAAAACUCUUAUAGACAUGCCUUCUUAAUAUUAGAACCAAAACUACUCAGUUCCAGGAAUACACAUACACGACAUGUUUUAUGUGCAGAAAGCGAUUCUGAAAGAGACGCGUGGCUAGAAGCAUUACUACAAUAUGUUGGAGUAAAUGAGGAAGAAGCAACAGAAAAAUCGAAAAAAAAGAAAAGCAAGUUGAAAGGAAGUCAUCAUCAUCAAAAAAAACCAUCGUUAUCAUCUUCUCAAUUUAAUAAUGAUCAAAUCGAUCCAUCAAAAAACAUACAUCCAAGUAAUCAACAACAUUAUCCUCCUCAUCGUCAACAAUCACAUCCUUCUUCUCAGCAGUCUCAUUUUACUCCUCAUCAUCAACAGUCACACCCUCCUCCUCAUCACCAACAGUCACACCCUCCUCCUCAUCACCAACAAUCACAACCUCCUCUUCAAUAUCAACAAUCACAACAUUUCCAAACACAAACAUCGCCAUCGUUGUUAGGUGUUAGUGGUAGUAACAAAAUGAAUAGCAGACAUAGUUUUACACCUCCAAGGGAUGAAUUAGAAAAGAAUAGUGCACCUGAACCGAGGGAUAUUUCACCUCUUGGUAAUAACAAUAACAAUAAUCAAACAACAUAUUUAAAUGGUCAACCAAACCUUAGAAAAGGUCAAAAUGACGAACAUAAGAAAGCAGCUAGGAAAACAUUCUUUGGCACUAUGUUUGGUAUUAAAGAAGAUAAAAAAAAAAAUCAAGAUCAGAAACCUGAUGUUCAUAAAGUCGUAUUUGGAGUUCCACUUGAUCAGGCUAUUGCUGUCUCAAGAAUAAAAGAAGGUUAUGAGCUACCAGCUGUUCUUUAUCGUUGCAUUGAAUAUUUAGAUGCUAAGGAUGCAGCUGAAGAAGAAGGUAUAUAUCGAUUGAGCGGAGCAAAUGCCACUAUAAAAAUGUUAAAGGAUCGAUUCAAUACCGAGGGCGAUGUUAAUUUAUUGGGUGAAGAAGAGUAUUAUGAUGUGCAUGCAGUGGCUGGUUUGUUGAAACUUUAUCUUAGAGAAUUACCAACCAGUGUACUCACCAGAGAUUUACAUUUGGAAUUUGUACAUGUUAUUGAACGUAUAAAUGAACUUGGUCGAUUAGUCUCUACAUUACCAUUAUCUAAUUACACACUGUUAAGAACAUUAACUGGACACUUAAUAAGAAUUGUUCAAAAUGCAGCUGUCAACAAAAUGACCGCGAGAAACAUCGGAAUAGUUUUUUCACCUACACUUGGCAUACCAGCUAGUGUGUUCAGUUUAUUCAUGGCAGAAUUUGAUUAUAUAUUCUUCACUGAUAGUGAUGGUAUUGCAGCACCAAGAACAAUGGAUGUACCAUCAGAAGCACCCGAUAAUUCAAAGAAUUCUCCUGAUACAAAGAAUCCUCCAAUAUCACUGUCACCUGUAACGGCUAUUCGUCGUCGUGAUAUACGUGAUGAAAUUACAGGUAGAAAUAAUCGUAACAGUGUACAUUACAUGGAUAGUGCACCAGAAAAAGUUGUAGGUUUAGAAAGAAAAAUGACAGUUACUAAACCUACUCAGAAAGAUGAUACAUCAGAUGAAGAAGUUGUUAAUGAUCUUGCAAUUCAAGCAGAACAAGAUGAUGAUGCUUCAUCAAUAGACGAAUUAACAACUCAAUCUGCACCAAUAUCACCAAGAUUACCUGUGGCUCGAUACCCUAAAACGAACUCUAUACCGACGUCAACAUCGCUAAAUAAUGAUUCAACGGAAUCGAAUGGAUUAUUGGAUACAGGUGAUUUGCGUAAAAUGCGUCGAUUAACAGUUCGUAAUUUCACGGAAGGAAAUUCAAUAUAUGAAGAAUUUGCCGAAAAUCAGAAAAUGAUAGAGAAUGAAAAAAUCAAUUCAUCAACUGAAACAGUAAAAUCACCUUUCACUUCUCAAUUGUAG